GCUCUCGUUCGAUUUUCCGCCAUGUUUCGUUAACGAAACGGAAAUGACCGAGAUUACUUCGCAAUUUUAAACUUUAUUCUUUAAAUUUAUAAUUUUUGCAGAUUAUUUUUGUGGCAUUUAAAUUCAGUACGUUUAAUAACUUAUUUUCAAUCUGUCACGGUGCUAUCAUUGGAGGCAAUUUGGGUUUUUUUGUCAACUUUUUUCACUCGCGAUGUCAGAAGUUGAUAUUUCGGAGGAAAUUCCGAGCAAUGACGAAUCAUCUUUCGUCGAAGAUCAACAAAACGGAGAAAGAACUCCAGAAACAACUACAAUUUCAGCUGAAAACGGCGCAAUUCCUGCAGAACAUGUAUUUGUGGCAACAUCUCAGGGUCUUCUAACUGCAGAUCAACUUCACGCCGCUGGUGGCAUCAAAACGACGCACAUUGUCAUCCACGACCAGUCUUUGGAAUCGGGGUUAAAAACUCCAACGACACCGCUCCCGCCACCGACCCCUUCAACCCCUCUUAGUCGAGAAAAGGGUUUCAAAUAUCAAUGGGAUACUUGUGUUCAUGCAGAAGUCUUACCAGUUAGAUGCAAAUCCUCAAAUGGUGAACUGCACAAGUCAAAAUUUGGCUCUGGUGGGAGAGGGAAGUGCAUUAAAACUCCACUAGGCGAGUGGUUUACACCUAACGAAUUUGAGACCCAGGCUGGCCGAGCGAGCAGUAAAGACUGGAAGCGAAGUAUUCGUUACGGAGGUCGGACGCUGCAGUGUUUGAUUGAAGACAAUAUUUUACAGCCUCACGCCACGUCCUGUACCUGUGCUGCAUGCUGUGAUGAUGAGUCAGUGACUGGUCCAGUGAGAUUGUUUGUUCCCUACAAGAGACGGAAGAAGGACAGCGAGAGUGGGGGGCCUAUGUCUCCUCAUCCGACGCCAGCAAAGAAGAUGAAAGUCAACAAAACGGCCACAGUAAUUCCAAAAGUUGAAGCAGGUAUGCUAGAUGACAAGGCUAUCGAUACAUAUGGACCUACUAAUCUGGAAAACGGUUUGACAGUUACCAAUGUAGUAUCGAUGGCUAACAAUUCAAGGCCAAUAUCAGUGACAAAUGCAGAAAGUGGUGAGACGGUGCACAUAGUUACAACUGACAGCCAUGGAAAUCUCAUCUCUGGAGAUGCUGUUGUGAUGACACCCAUCUCACUGGGUCCCGGGUCGAAGCCAGGCACGGCCAUCGUCACAAUGGAUGUCAACGAACAGAAGCAGUGGUGGCAGCUGGAAGAGAUCUGUAACAGUGUGAUCCAGCAGGCGCAGGGUCUGAAGGCAAUGAUCGACCACCUCAAACACCAGUCGCUCCUCUCCAAGGAGCAGGCCCUGCAGCAGCUCAAGAACCAGAUGGAGAAGGAGAAACAAGAAGCGUUGCAAGCGGCAAGACUGGAUGCACAGAUGAUCCUGCAGAGGGCGAUCAUUGAGGAGCGGGCACAGAAAGAGCUGGCUGUGCACCAGGCAAUCGCGCAGGCCAGGGCCGAACUGCACGGCAAAGGAGAGACUGUCACAGUGGUUGCCACGGGAGACGACAAAGUGACGUACAAUGUAACGUGGACGAACCAGCCUGACCAGAACAACAUCGAUGGGAUCAUGGAGGGGGAGGUGGAGGAGGUGGACUCCGAUAAAGAGAAGGAAUGAAGUCUGUCACUUGUGUACACAUGUACAGACACAAGUAGCUCAAAUAUGAAACUAGGGAUCCGUCGAAAUAGUUAAACUUUGAACUUUGUUCCAGGAACUGAAAACGGUACACAGUUGGACAUUGUGAUGGUGACCAUAUAUGUUGAAUGGUCGCCUUGUUCUGUUGUGUUGGUAAUGUUGACAAAUGUUGUCAUGAGUUAUCUCUCUUCAUAUUAAUGUCAUGGUAAAACUUGUUAGGCCGAAUUAUAACACCUGUUUUUGUCUUACACACAUGUAACUACAUACAUUUACAAUGUUUAAACACCUGCGUUUAAGAAAAACAGACUUUGUAAAUUCGGCUUGUUAUGUGCUAAUUACUAAAAGUAUAUAAAAUUUUGAUGAAAAAAACAUGACUGCUUGCCAUUCAAUGUAUGAUGAGUGUAUCAUAACUGAUAGUGUAUUCAGGUAUAUAACUAUUUUAUAGUUAACUAAGCAUAAGUGUAUUCAGUAAUUCAUUGUUUUAAAGAUGGGAGCUGGUUGUCUAAAGUAGAUGGUCAGUUUCAGCUGGCCCAGAGUCCUGCAAACACGAUAAAAUAAAGUUGUAACAUUUUGUACAGUACGUAGAGCAGAUGUGACAGUGGCUGGACUAAUACAGUUUAACUCUAUUUGGUGUAUGGUGCCUAAUAUCGAAAUGUAACAUCAUAAAAAACACUAGUUGCUAAUAUGUUUCAGGGAAAUUGGGUUCCUAUAAUAUUUCAUCAAAUGAAAAUGACGUGAACUCUUUUAGAUUCCUGUGACAUCAUUAUUUAAAAACUAAACAUGCAUCUGCUUGUAGAUCAACCUCCUGUGUUCACCCUUCAAUGUUAAAAAUGUAAUCUUCAUGUCUAAUUAAUAGGUGCAUCAUUUACUUAGCAAGCUGCAAAGUUUACUAGCAAUUUGGCCAUAUAUCUCUAGCUAAAUUCCCCUCGGAAUUAGCCAAAGAGCCAAAGUGGUUGUAGAUCAGCAGGGAAUUUUUUAAUAAGAUUUUUGGCAAAUUAAUUAUGAAAUAUAUUUGCCAAUUUGCAGUUUAUUUAACUUUUUGCAGUGUGUUGAACAACAAUUGGAAACCUACAUUGUAAAAAAAACCCCUCCAUAAUCUAAGAAUAAGUUAUAUUGUUUAAGAUUCAUAUGAUAUAAAGUUGAAGGAAUCGUUAUAAAUUGUGGUAGAAUUUAAUAAAAAUGAGGCAUUUUGUAUAUAUAUAUUUGUUCCUAUUCAGAUUAUGCCUGAAAGUAUAUCUGUUAUUGUAAUAACACUGUUUUAUAUUUUAUAUCACAGUAAAACUGGUAACAUAUAAAAAUAUUGAAAUUAGUAGACUCUUAUACAGAUAGAUCACAGUUUGUAGAUUUUCUUUAGGACUAUUAAAACUAUUUGAAAUGGUACAUCUAACAAAAACUGUCUAUUGAAAAAAGUGUGAUGAUUUUGUGAGAUGUUUUUGUGAACACUGAGAACAGUUGAAAGUGUUAUAUUUUGUUCGUUUGGCACGUCCCAAGUUACUAUGUUACUUGGAUGUGUUUCACUUAGUGUUUAUUGUGUACAAAGCAUAGUGUAUAUUUACUGUUAAUACUGUUGAUAAAUCAUUGUAUGUUAACAAAUUCAGUUUCCUGAUCAGUUGUUCAGUAUUGUGUUACUUGUGCGAUUCAGUGCUAUAAAUGUUCUUUCUGGAAUUUACUUCUAACAAUAGUGGAUGCAAAUGAUGUGUGUUACAUAUAUAUAUAUAUAUAUAUAUAUAUAUAUAUAUAUAUAUAUAUAUAUAUAUAUAUAUAUAUAUAUAUAUUUAUGAAAUUUUAGAAUAAGUGAAAGAAUGUGCCCAGUUAAAUUUUGAGUGUUGGGGAAAAGUAGAGGGUGGGGUAGGAUAUUUGUUAGAGAGAGGAAUAAGAAAAAUAAAUAAACAAAUUGAAUUAACAUUAAAUGUAGUUUGCUCUCAAAAUAAUUUGAGCAAUAUUUCUGUAAACUACUUAGUCUUACAGUUCCUGACUUAAAACAUUAUCUGCUGUGGCCAUUUUCUUAAUUGACGUGGUUGCAUGUAAUAUAAAUACAGUAUAAAUAGGGCAUCUACAAUACUUGACUUGUGCAGAAAUAUGGUUUUGCAGUUGAAAUAAAUUGUGAAAGCAAUCUGAGUGGCAGUCCUCUGAAGACAAAGUAGAAAAGAUGAAUCAUCCUGAAAAAUGUCUAUCUCUUGUAGACAAAGUAUCUGACUGUCAUUUUGGAUUCCGUCUUGUGCAGAGAUUUGACUUGGAUUAUUUUGAGGGUUUUGCUGUUCUUGGGCCUAAUUCACAAAACUUGCUAAAGCUCUAAUGCACUGGGAGAUCACAAGGUUGCAAGAUUUCGUGAAUUAGGCCCAGAUUCUUAAAAACAGUCUCUCGGCAUUUGAUCUACUAAAGACCAAAUCACACAGACUCAGUGACUUGAAAUAUACACUGUGUACAUUCAUCUUAUAAGAUACAGUUUAAACAUCUAGUGUUAUCUAAUUUUAUUUAUUAUUUAAAAUUAUGGCUUCAUUGUCAUAAUCGAGUUAUAUUUCAUAAUAUCAGUUCUAAGUGGGAGAUGAUGACUGUGUGUGUAGCUUGAUGAACAAGUGUGGUAGUGUUGAUAGCUAGUGGGAAUUUCCCUAUUAGCUCAGUUGGUUUGAAUCUCAGGGGAGGUUGAUUUAUCUGUUACAUUUGGAGCCAACGCGUGAAGCCGUUGAUACUAAACAAACCAAGGUGUGUAAAGUGGUUCAUAUUUGCAUGGAUGUCAAAACAUGAUCAUGUUUUAUUUGUACAAUUCCUAAGUCAGGGCUAGCUCUCACAGUUGCCACAUUCGCCAGUUGGGAAUUUUAAAAACAUUUGGCGAAUUUUAUUUUAAGUUGAUAAAAUAAUUUUACUACAAUGUUUCUAAUAAAAUAACUGGUUUUGUGCCAUUUUUUAAGUUUAAUAAGUUUAAUAGAUUAUAUGGAGAAACUCUGUGUUAACCCAGAGCUAGCUCUACAAGUGAAUAAUAAUUGAAUUAAUAUGAAAUAACUAUCAAACUCUUUCUUCAUCAAGUUAAUAUACGCAAUGAGGGGAAUCCUUAUUUUUGUGGUUUGGCUUUUUCCUUCAGUAGCCGACAAUCAAUUUUGUUUUCUAAACCUUGUCUAAAGUUGGGAAAACUUGAGAUUCUUGCAGUUAUGAACGUCGUCUUUUUUUUAAUUCGCGUUAUUAUUUGGACCAAUCUAAUAACUUAUUACAAGUAUUUACAGAUUGGAUUUUUUUUUUUUUUUUUGAUUGGACUUGUCUUACAACCAAUGGUUGCCAAAUGUACUAUUUCAGUGGUGUAAGAGGUCCAAAUACCUUUAAAUGAUGGGCUUAUAAUGUAAGAUUUUUACCAGGUGGUAAAAUUAUAAUACCUGUGAUGAAAAUAGAUUAUCAGGCAGCAACCCUGUACAGAAACAUCCAUAAUUGUAUUGAUGUGUCGGAGGGACUAUGUUCAGUUUGUAUCCAUUGUAGCACAUAUUCAGACAAUAGAAUACAUUAUUCAAUUAUUAACAUAAGAUAUACAUUCUCUUGCUUAGAAUAUGAAUAUGUGAAUGUUCAAUGCACUUCAGACCCAUUCUUAUAAAAUGUAGGCCCUAAUUCUAAACUUGAGUCUUUAAUAAAGGGUGCAGACUUUAAUGUCAUGGUAACGUCAUACACAAUUGUACGUAGUUAAGUAUGGAUAUUUCUAAUCAUGGACCCUAAAGAGAUGGCUAAGUUUGCUGCUAUGUAACAGUAUUCUCACCAAUGAAUCCUUUGAAGCCAUAAAAAUUACAUAUUAACUAUAUUUUUCGUUUAGAAUACCAGUCUCUUUGUCUAUAGUGUGUUUCUGGAAAUACUAAUGUGUGUAUUUGCCCAAACGGGAUUUUGUCUGUCAAUAAUUUUGUACAUAUGAAAAAAUAUGCAUUAGGAAAUAACUAAGUUUGAACUACUAUAUACAUUAGGAUGCCAAGAAAGACAUUGAAUAUGCAUUAGGAUAGAACUAAGUUUGAACUACUACAUACAUUAGGAUACCAAGAAAGACAUUGAAUAUGUAUUAGGAUAGAACUAAGUUUGAACUACUACAUACAUUAGGAUGCCAAGAAAGACAUUGAAUAUGGACCCACUGAUAUUGUAAACAAUAAAAUGGAUUAUAUAUGUAAUUUUGUUCCUAAUAGAAAUUAUAUAUGAAGGAAACCUGUUAUAAAGGCAGCAGACUGAGUAAUGUCCCUUUAAUGUUUGAUAAGCAUGGCCCCUGCUGAUCGUUGUGAUGUAUGUAGCAGGUCAGUAUGAAUUUGUGUCUACAGUAAUUUUGCAUUAUUAAUUUAUUCUUUCUUCCAAAUGCAACACAAAGCUUUAAAUAAUUGGGUUAAAGAGACUUCAAGAUGUAUUUAUCUAUAUAAUUAUUUAUAAUUUAGUUUUUAAAUGUUUUAAUACCUUGUGUCUGUUCUAAUGUGACAAACUGAGGAUAGUCCUUUUAAUGGCCGAUACUUAUUUAUGUAAAUACCUGAUCAUAUAUGCCAGCUGUUGGCCAUUAUUCACAUCACUUGUUAUGUCUAUUAUAUAUUAGUAGCAGCUGACAAUAGGCUCCGAUUAGCAUUCUACUUGUAUGACAUUCCUUUCAUUUACAUUGACUUCUCUUUCCUUAAUUUGGGACAAAUUAUCAAAACAAAGGGGUGGGUGAUCGUUUAAUCCUUUGUCAUUCUUGGUUGUAUUCAUGUGUUGAAUUCUGUUGACGAUUGAAGAAUCUGUCAUUGAAAUCAAACAUGGUGGUGUGCAAUUUGAAAUUGUGAGUUGAUUUCUUUUAGAACAUUUACUUGAUGAAGUUUUCUGAUUGCACAUUUACAUUGAGUUUGUUAGGGCGUAAUGAAUUCAUGUGUAUUUGAUCACAUCUGGAUUUUUACAAAAAUCAUCUUUAAAUAAGUAAAGAAAGAAAGAAAAACAAAAAAUUAUAUUAGUUAUAUAGUAUUUUAAGAAAUUGUAACAGCUCAUAAAGACAUACAAUUAAAAAAAAAAUUAUUUUAAUAGUAGAAAAUGUUUAGUUAUUAAAAGUUUAAAUUAUAGCUUUAUUUGUAUUCCAUGCGACCAAUAACCAGAUUAUUAAUCCACUGUGGUGGAAAAAAGUUAUGAUGAAAUUAUCUCAAGAUCACAGUGAAAGGGGGUUGACAAGAACAUUUUGUAAUUUACAUUGGGAUUGGGCUUAGCCAUAUACAACCUGAAAUAGGUGUGAUAAAAAAUAACCAGAUUUGGCAUUUUGUAAUAGCUGAAUGACCCACUAUGUGUCUGGAAAAAAUAAAUACUGUAUGUCAAAUGUCUACAUUGGACAUGCCUGAACACGAAGCAUUGGCAUGUUAAAGCUGUUUGGACUUUUGACGUCUACAUUUUCUGUUUCAUUGACCGUUUGUUAGCUGAGAAUCGGCACAUCACUGAUUCUCAUGGUUUCAGAUGAAUUUGUUGUGCAAUUCAAAAUAGUGUCAACUUGUAGAUUUAUUACCAUCUUUUUCAUACCUACUGACACCCCCUUUUCAACUGUGUUAAUGACCUUGGGCUGACUUUACAAAGUGUGUUUUUGACUUCCAUGCAUGUAACUACAAGUAUUGGUGAUGCUUGAACACCUGUGUUUAAGAAAAACAGGCAGUGUAAAUGCAUAGCCACUUGUUUUUAGUGCAAGGGAUUACGGAAAACUAAACUUGGGAGGGGAUAUUAUAUUGUAACGUGUAAAACACACAAGGGAUUUAAAAACUAUUUCAAACUACUGGUACAGGCUGGUGUGCAGGGGGAGGGGUUUUGGGUUCGAAACCCAUACCUGCUCAAGCACAUUUUUUUUCCCAGUAUAUUUUCUGGGGGAGCACAACUCAGCCCACACUAUAAACUUUAAUAGCCACAGUACACCCUGCCCCCCCCCCCCCCCCCCUCUAAAAUUCCUGCACACACGCUUGUGGUAGUAUCAUUAAUGUUUUUAAUUAGCUUAUUAGGUGGGGGUUUUUCAUUAAUAGUUUAAAUAUUUAUUACUACCUUCGUGUUUUUGUAUGUUUCUGUGUUAAUUCAUUCACUUGUUUGAAGUUGUCUUUUAGUAAAUAGUGAAGCUAAAUACUUGAGAUGGUAUUGAAAGUGCCUAUUUGCAUAUUUAGUACAUGUGUGUUUGUGUGUGAGAGAGAGAGAGAGAGAGAGAGAGAGUGAGAGAGAGUGAGAGUGUGUGUGUGUGUGUGUGUGUGUGUGUGUGAGUGAGUGUGUGUGUCUGUGAGUGUGUCUGAGAGUGUGUCUGUGUGUCUGUGUGUGUGUGUGUUGUGUGUAAUGAAUUUCAUUUGGCUACUAUAAUUAUUUCAGUUACUAUUGCUUUAGGCAUAUAUUAUAUUUGAUCAAUAUCAUGUUCAUUUGUAUUUAACGUUCAUCAUUUCACAAUAAACAUUUUUAACUCUU
Molecule: messenger RNA, 8065 nt
Organism: Gigantopelta aegis
Lineage: Eukaryota; Metazoa; Mollusca; Gastropoda; Neomphalida; Peltospiridae
Product: deformed epidermal autoregulatory factor 1 homolog
Exons: 8
Coding region: 212-1657 (481 amino acids)
Biological process (GO): positive regulation of transcription by RNA polymerase II
Molecular function (GO): DNA-binding transcription activator activity, RNA polymerase II-specific; RNA polymerase II cis-regulatory region sequence-specific DNA binding
Source: RefSeq, a predicted model, not a curated record